Molecule: messenger RNA, 981 nt
Organism: Dreissena polymorpha
Lineage: Eukaryota; Metazoa; Mollusca; Bivalvia; Myida; Dreissenidae
Product: translation initiation factor IF-2-like
Exons: 2
Coding region: 217-954 (245 amino acids)
Source: RefSeq, a predicted model, not a curated record
AUUACUUGAAAGAAAAGAUCUUUCAAUAAUCAGCUGCAUUCUUGGGUAAUGGGGAUUAUUGCAUGGGCAGUCCGCACAUGCUUAUCAAGAGACAACACUUUCCGUUUAUAUAGUAUUUUUCGUUUAAAGGAAGUUCUUUCUUAGCGAAAACCCAGUUUAAAAAUUGUGGUACUUGGUAAAAUUGUGCGGACUACAGGCUACUCUGGGAAGGUGUUUAUGCGGACUGCAGACUACUCUGGGAAGGUGUUUAUGCGGACUGCAGACUACUCUGGGAAGGUGUUUAUGCAGACUGCAGGCUUCUCUGGGAAGGUGUUUAUGCGGACUGCAGACUACUCUGGGAAGGUGUUUAUGCGGACUGCAGACUACCCUGGGAAGGUGUUUAUGUGGACUGCAGGCUUCUCUGGGAAGGUGUUUAUGCGGACUGCAGACUACUCUGGGAAGGUGUUUAUGCGGACUGCAGACUACUCUGGGAAGGUGUUUAUGCGGACUGCAGACUACUCUGGGAAGGUGUUUAUGCGGACUGCAGACUACUCUGGGAAGGUGUUUAUGCGGACUGCAGGCUACUCUGGGAAGGUGUUUAUGCGGACUGCAGACUACCCUGGGAAGGUGUUUAUGCGGACUGCAGACUACUCUGGGAAGGUGUUUAUGCGGACUGCAGGCUACUCUAGAAUGGUGGGACUGCAGGCUACUCUGGGAUGGUGGGACUGCAGGCAACUCUGGGAUGGUGGGACUGCAGGCUAUUCUAGGAUGGUGGGACUGCAGGCUACUCUGGGAUGGUGGGACUGCAUGCUACUCCGGGAUGAUGGGACUGGUGGCUACUCUGGAAUGGUGGGACUGCAGGCUACUCUGGGUAGGUGGGACUGCAGGCUACUCUGGGAUGGUGGGACUGCAGGCCACUCUGGGAUGGUGGGACUGCAGGCUACUCUGGGAUGGUGGGACUGCAGGCUACUCUAGGAAUGUUGGACUGCAGGCUACUCUGGG